Messenger RNA from Neoarthrinium moseri, 705 nucleotides. RefSeq lists its product as uncharacterized. Gene Ontology annotation, molecular function: metal ion binding; superoxide dismutase activity. Gene Ontology annotation, cellular component: mitochondrion. The coding region runs from base 1 to 705 and encodes 234 amino acids. NCBI's taxonomy places the organism in Eukaryota, Fungi, Ascomycota, Sordariomycetes, Amphisphaeriales, Apiosporaceae. Gene Ontology annotation, biological process: superoxide metabolic process. The record is from RefSeq and is a predicted model, not a curated record. The transcript has 2 exons.
AUGCCUAUCCGUCUGCCCACUGCAAGCCUCCGCUCUGCCGGCCACGCCGCCCGUGGGGCUAUGGGCACCCGUCCGGCCAGUGCCGUCGGCGGCAUCACCUUUGCCAGGGGGAAAGCUACCCUGCCAGAUCUUGCCUACGACUAUGGCGCUCUUGAGCCCCACAUCAGCGGCAAGAUCAUGGAGCUGCACCACAAGAACCACCACCAGACCUACGUCAACGGCCUGAACAGCGCCCUCGAGACCAUCGAAGAAGCCAAGGCCAAGGGCAACGACGCUGCCGCCGCCUCCGUCGCUCCCCUGCUCAACUUCCACGGGGGUGGCCACAUCAACCACACCCUCUUCUGGGAGAACUUGGCUCCCGCCAACAAGGACGGCGGCGGCGAGCCCCAAGGCGCCCUGAAGAAGAGCAUCGACGAGGACUUUGGCAGCUUCCAGACCCUCCAGAAGCAGAUGAACACGGCCCUGGCCGGCAUCCAAGGAAGCGGCUGGGCCUGGCUGGUCAAGGACAAGAGCGCCGGCACCCUGCAGGUCGUUACCCGUCCCAACCAGGACCCCGUCACCGGGAACUACGUCCCCUUGCUCGGCAUCGACGCCUGGGAGCACGCCUACUACCUGCAGUACCAGAACCGCAAGGGCGAGUACUUCAGCGCCAUCUGGAACGUCAUCAACUGGAAGACGGUGGCCGGCCGCUUGGAGAAGGCCUAG